UCAUGUCAGUCAAAACCAUCAUCAUGCAAAAUUUUAGUAAAUCAUUCCAACUUAUAUUCAGCAGAUCCCUCAUAACAUCAGCUAUCAGAACAGCAGUAAAAUCAAAUAAGAAAAAGAAUCAACACACCAUCGUCAUAGUUCCUCCGACGCACAAUGAUUACAAUGACGUUCUCAAAUUCAUGAAGAAGGAAUACAUACCCAAUGAACCGACCUGUAAAUCUCUUGGUAUAACCAGCUGUUCGAUACUAAUGGACCGUAUACUUUUAAAUUUGUCGCAGGGUUACUCCUUAAUUGCGAAAUGCAAGAAUACAGGAAAUAUAAUGGGGGUGGCAAUUAACGAGAAAACAAGCCCUUGGGAUGCAGAUUUAGUUGACAAAAUUGCACAUUCUGUUCAGUGUCCCAAUCUUAGGAAAGUGCUUCGAUUCUACGCUUUCCUUGAAAGAGCUCCAAAUAUUUUCGAUAAAUAUAAAGUACAUGAGGUUUUUGAGAUAGCAAAUUUGGGAGUGGCAGAAAAUUCUCAAAACUUGGGAAUUGCAACAAGGCUUGUGAAAGAGUCUAAAAAUAUUGCAGCCAGUAAAGGCUUCAGCAUUCUGCGCGUAGAUGCUACCAGUUUCUACACGGCUCGAAUUUGUGAAAAAUUGAAUAUGGAAUCUAUCUUAGAAAUUCCUUACGAUUCCUACCUUGAUGCAGAUAGACAACCAGUGUUUAAAGUUCCGAAACCACACACCGGCGUAAAAGUUUACAUAAUGAAGUUAGGUGCAAAAAAAUAAAAAAAAUAAGAUUAACAAAAAAUGAGGAAAAUAUUUGAUGCAUGCUGAACCUCAGUUCCUCAUCGGCAAAGCUAAGCCCCAUGAAUAUGACAUCAUCGUCAGGGAAAUGUACAGAUCCUUCUAUCCAGAUGAGCCUGUCAGUUUUUCCUUGAAAUUUCGCUGCGAUCCCAAGCUCGAUGAACU
Coccinella septempunctata (seven-spotted ladybird) is the source of this 953-nucleotide messenger RNA. RefSeq lists its product as uncharacterized. The transcript is spliced from 5 exons. Lineage: Eukaryota; Metazoa; Arthropoda; Insecta; Coleoptera; Coccinellidae. Bases 3 to 770 code for a protein of 255 amino acids. The record is from RefSeq and is a predicted model, not a curated record. Gene Ontology annotation, molecular function: N-acetyltransferase activity.